AUGAAAAAUUCUCUUUUGGGGUUUCUGGUGCACGGCGGGGCAGGGUCAUGCUCUGCUGCCCAAAUAAAAAGGAUGAAAUAUGCACUAAGAAAGAUCCUUGCAGAAAGCUCUUCGCUGGAUGAGCACGCUUUGUCUUUGGAGAGAUCGCCUCUUUUUAACUGCGGCGUAGGAAGCAAUAGAACAGUUGCAAACUCUGUUGAAAAUGAGUGCUGUUUGAUGGACAGUGCUGGGGCCUUUGCGUCAGUCUGUAUGAUCCCCGAGAAUAUUUCACCAUACAAAGCGCUUAGUAAGUAUGUGCAGGUGGAAAGAGACCCAGGCCUAGUUAAGCCAAUUAGCGUGGUAUAUUCGCAAGGACUGUGCAGCGAGAGAAUUAGAGAAGAUGAAAAUAAAAUUACGGAGCACGAGGCAGGAGAUACAGUGGGAAUAGCUGAAAUUAAAAGCAGCACCAUUACAGCUGUAUCAAGCAGCGGAGGACCAAAGAAAAAAUAUCCGGGAAGAAUUGGCCCCUGUUCUGUCUACGGCGCAAAUACUUUCGUGUCUCGAGAUGCCUGUGUGCUUAUCUCGGGAACAGGCGAGUCACUCAUGCGGAGCCAUUUGGCGCAGAGAAUACACAGGAAAAUAGAAAGCAUGCACUUUGAAGAAGUCAGAGCAGAAAUAGAAGAGUUCAUGAAGGAAGAGAAAUCUUUUCCAUACAUCGGCGGAGUGGGAGUGUGCAGAAAAACAGCUAACACACUUUUUAUUGUACACUUUCAAUCAGCUGCCUCUUUUGUCUACGGAUACAAUUUUGGAGGCCUUCUAAAGGUCAUUUCACACAUACAGCCCGAAGGAUGCGUGACUGUGAAUGUAGAGAGAGUUGAUGUAGAAUAG
This is a messenger RNA of Nematocida minor, 867 nucleotides long. RefSeq names its product L-asparaginase / beta-aspartyl-peptidase. Bases 1 to 867 code for a protein of 288 amino acids. The record is from RefSeq and is a predicted model, not a curated record. NCBI's taxonomy places the organism in Eukaryota, Fungi, Microsporidia. The transcript has a single exon. Gene Ontology annotation, molecular function: hydrolase activity.